GGCUGUCCUAGAUUUUUUUUUUCCCCCUCUCUCAGCUGUACUUAUACCUCAGAAGCUAGAAGCCCUGCAACAAAAAAAGAACGAAGAAACACAAAGCAAGACUCAGCUAGCAUGAUGGCCCGGUGCGCUCCACAGCUUACCCGCACCUUGCUAAACGGACUUAAUUUGGGCAAAGUUCAGUCUUUUCAAUGCCUCAGAGUAGCGGAGCACAAUCAGGCACCUGUCAGCCUGCAGCCAAAGAGAAGCUUCGGCUCCACACACAGGCUCCAUGACGUCCCAAGGGACACAGGCUCUGCGGACAGAGUGACGGUGCAUUUUAUAAACCGGGAUGGAGAGAGACUCACGGCCACAGCCAAAGAAGGGGAGAGUUUGCUGGAAGUGGUGGUUAAUCAAAACCUGGGCAUCGAUGGCUUUGGUGCCUGUGAAGGUACAUUGGCCUGCUCCACGUGUCACCUCAUCUUUGAGGAGGACGUUUUUCAAAAGUUGGAUGCCAUUACAGACGAGGAGCUGGACAUGCUGGAUUUGGCCUAUGGACUCACUGAUACAUCACGUCUAGGCUGCCAGGUGUGUGUUAAGAAGGCGAUGGAUGGUCUGACUGUCCAGGUCCCCAUGGAGGUUGCUGACAUGAGGAGAGAGCUGGAAGUGGGAAAGCAAAGCAAAUAAUAAUAUUAGUAACUGCACAAAGCGUCCCCUUAGAUUUAGGUGUGUUUUUUUUAAGUAUAUUAUAUUUUGUUGUCUCCAUUGAGCCUUGUGACCAGUUUGCAUUAGGUCACAUAGGCCCUGAUUCAGAAUCCAUCCCUAUUCAGCAAAGCUCUUCCUUACACAUGUGCUAAACUUGAAGGACUUAAGCACAUGCUUAGAGUUAAGAACCUGCUUAAGUCCGCUGAAGUUCAACAAGACACCUCAAUGUUUUGCUUAAAUGCUCUGCUGAAGUAGGGCCAUAGUAAACACAGGUGAUUCUCUCCCUUCCUUGAAGUUAAGGACAUCCCAACAGUUACUGUGAAUGGCGAAUUUUGCUGGAUCUGGCUACUUAACUGUAGAGAGACUUCCCAUUCUGACAUAGUUGGGGGAACUCUAGUGCUAUAAAAUCAUAACUGCAUGCAUCAGCUUGAUUAAAUAGUCUAAGUUAGUUUGAUAAAUAGCAAUGGAUGGGUAACCUUCAGGAUUCUGCCAUUUUACAUAGAAAUGGAUUUUUUUCCAUAAAUAUGAACUUUUUGUGCCAAUGUGCACUAACUGUGCUAAUUUCUCCAAAUAUUUGCUCCUUUCUCCACUAUUGUAUCACAUUCUAGCUCAAAAAUAAAAGGCUAAUCACUGGGUUUCUAGACCAAUUAAAUUUGUUUUCCUGAUGUGGUUGAUAGUACAAUGAAAGAAAUGGAGAUCUGGGGCAUGAACAUGCAGUUGCUGUUUUAAAAGAUAUAUUUUACCUCCUGGAUUCUCUCUUGAUGGGCAUGUCUAAGAUGCAGUCAGAGGUGUGACUGCAGCCUGUGUAGUCAUACCCAAGAUCACUUGGAUCUGUCUCAAAUAACAAUAGCCGUGAAGCCACAGCAGCCUAGGGUGAAUAACACUGCCUGCAUAACCCUCACUCUCCCUUAGACUUGAAAGCCCAAGCUGCAGCAUCUACUCAGCUCUUUUUAAUGCACUAGCACAAGUCUGUAGACCUGGGCUGAGACACUCACUCCCAGAGGCAGUGUAGAAAUGUCCCGUGUGUACUCAAGCAGCUAGGCCACUGCUUUGGCCUCACUGAUAUUAGUAUUCCAGCUGUCUAGACCAAAGCCAGCUCUGGUAUAUAGACACAUGCUGUAGUCGCCUUUCUGAUUACAGUGUAGAUGUACUCUAUAUGUUUGAGUGAAAUUUCUAAACUUGCCACUGAAGCCACAUGGACAUUUGAAGUCUAUAUUCAGGUUUUCCAUUCAGAAAUCUUUCUCUCAGAAGUAAGGAUUUGGUUUCAAAUUCACAAUGCAUUUAGCAGGCAAUCAAAAAACAAUGACCUAAUGGGAAACUGUUUAUCAGCAUCACAGACACUUCCAUAUGCUUGCGAUAUGUUUUAGUGAUGAAAGGGAGUACUUUUUCACACAAUGCAUUAUUAGACAGUGGAACUAAUUGCCACAAGAUAAUAUUGAGGCCAAGAAUUUAGCAAGAUUCAAAGAGGGGCUAGACAUUUAUAUGAAUAACAAGAAUGUCCCGAGUUGUUAUAGUUGAUGCUAAUAAAAGAGUACUGCAAGGGAGAUAAAAUGUCAUGUUUCAGGGUUUAAGAUAAUCUUUCAGAGAUUAGGAUAAAACCUUCUUCAGGGGCAGAUUUUUCCACAUCUGUUUACUAAGGGGUUUCUUGCAUCUUCCUUCAAAUUGUCUGGUGCCUGACAUCUGCCAUAAAUCUGCUUCUUCGCAUGUGCAAUCCCACGUGGCUGAUUUCAAACACCUAGCCUGGUUUGGCUGGGAUUGCUAGAUUGCAGAUUGCUAGAUGCUGAUGUGAACCAUUUGAAACUGGGAAGCAUGUGAGAACAGGCUCUCUGGUGAGAUUUCCAGUGCCUCCUGCUCCUGAAUGAGCUGUCAAGAAAAUGAAAAAAGCCUUUCUCUCAGUGAUUUGGCACAGCCCAGGCUGGAAACCAGCAGCACUUACAUGAGAAAAUGGAACAAAAAAGUUAGCCAAACUCCUUCAAAUAGCAAAGAUUCUAGACAGAUCUUAUUGUAGUUGAACUGAUGUUUCCAACCAUACUGUCAAUGGUAAAAUAAUCCAGUCUCAUUGUCACCUGCAUCUUAUGGCAUUUUUGUUUUUAUGCUCCCUCUGUUAUUUCUAUACAGAUUCCAUUGUUCUUAGAAAUAUGCUCUGCCCUGCAUUGCCUGGGUGGCCUGCAGGGUGUUUUGAGCUGCUGCUUUGAUACUGAGAAGGUGAUACAAAAAGAGAGAGAACUUAGAAUCAUAGAAUCUCAGGGUUGGAAAGGACCUCAGGAGGUCAUCUAGUCCAACCCCCUGCUCAAAGCAGGACCAAGCCCCAAUUUUUGCCCCAAAGCCCUAAAUGGCCCCCUUGAGGAUUGAACUCACAACCCUGGGUUUAGCAGGCCAAUGCUCAAACAAACUGAGCUAUUCCUCCAGAGGCAAGAAUACUGCACUGGGUUGUAGCAUGAAUUGUGUAUAUAGGGUAAUGACAGCACAACAUGCUUCACCAGAAUGACUCUCAUGCUCAUGACUUCUUUAGACUCUGAAGCAAGUUAAACCCCACUAUAAUAAUAGGGCUCCAUCCAGCUUGCUCAAUGCACGUUGCCUCACAAUAUACUCCCAGAGUGCUAGGGAAGUGGUAUCAUCCCUAUUGUACAGAAGGGGAACCUGAAGCACGCAGAGGGGUUUUUUGUUUGUUUUUUCUUUUUAAAGCCACAUUUUUCUGGCUUGGGCCAGGGUUUUCAGCAGUGACUAAUCCAUUUUGGGUUUCUGAGUACCCAGCUAGAGACCAGCUAAAGGGCCCUCAUUUUCAGAGCAUGGGUGCUCAGCACUCUCUCUGAAAAUCAGCUCAGGCACCCAAAACCACUAAUCCUUUGCUUGGACCCAAGAGUUAGGCACCUAAAGAGAAGCAGACUGAUUUUCAGAGCUGCUGGGGCUCCUGGUGAUGUCCCAAGAAUGAGGCAAAGGUAGUUAGUGUUGUCUUACUAAGUGUCUACUGGGCCUAGUGCCUAAUGUGGUCACC
This is a messenger RNA of Caretta caretta (loggerhead turtle), 3676 nucleotides long. RefSeq names its product adrenodoxin. Gene Ontology annotation, cellular component: mitochondrion. Gene Ontology annotation, biological process: P450-containing electron transport chain. The record is from RefSeq and is a predicted model, not a curated record. Gene Ontology annotation, molecular function: electron transfer activity; 2 iron, 2 sulfur cluster binding. Lineage: Eukaryota; Metazoa; Chordata; Testudines; Cheloniidae.